This is a messenger RNA of Microthlaspi erraticum, 861 nucleotides long. The record is from the annotation of a GenBank genome assembly. Lineage: Eukaryota; Viridiplantae; Streptophyta; Magnoliopsida; Brassicales; Brassicaceae.
AUGUCACCUUCUUCUACAUCCACGGAACCUCCGACGGAUACUUCAAUGGCGAUAGUGACUUUCGAUAAGUCCACUGCUCAAUUCUCUUCGUCUCCAUCGCCUCCACAUUCGCUUGACCACUCCAGCGAAUCGGAGAAAGACGAGAAAUGUAUACCCAAGAGUCGGAGAACCAAGAAUCCGGCGAAGGAAGAAGCCGCCAAAGCCGAGGAAACUCCAUCUCCGAUUGUGGUGGUUCACAAUCACAACCAAAACCACAAUCCUUCUUCUUCUGUUAAAGAAUUCGUUCCUCCGGUGACGAAGACGAAGAAGAGUGCGCGUGUGGGCUCCGGGAGAAGCAGCGGUGGCCAACAACGAUCUGGAGCUGUGUUGGCUAUUCUGAGGAGGUCGAAGAGGGAGCAAGUAGUAAAGUUCUCAGCUUUAGGGUUUCGGCUAAGCGAAGUCGUGCUUGCUUUGAUUUCUUUCUCAGUCAUGGCCGCUGAUAAAACCAAAGGCUGGAGCGGCGAUUCUUUCGAUCGUUACAAGGAGUACAGGUUUUGUCUGUCAGUGAACGUGGUUGCAUUUGUAUAUUCAGCUUUUCAAGCAUGUGACUUAGCAUUCCAUCUUGUCAAAGAGAAGCACUUGAUCAGCCACCACCUUCGUCCUCUGUUUGAGUUCAUCAUGGAUCAGGUACUUGCAUACCUGCUUAUAUCUGCAUCAACAGCAGCAGUGACUCGUGUUGACGACUGGGUUUCAAACUGGGGGAAAGACGAGUUCACGGAGAUGGCGAGUGCGUCGAUCGCUAUGUCCUUCUUGGCCUUCCUUGCCUUUGCUUGCAGUUCCCUCAUCUCAGGGUAUAACCUCUUUAACCAAGACUCUCUCUGA